This is a messenger RNA of Caenorhabditis elegans, 521 nucleotides long. It is a transcript of the gene ins-33, whose product is annotated as INSulin related. Bases 9 to 383 code for a protein of 124 amino acids. Gene Ontology annotation, molecular function: hormone activity. The record is from RefSeq and is marked reviewed. Gene Ontology annotation, cellular component: extracellular region. NCBI's taxonomy places the organism in Eukaryota, Metazoa, Nematoda, Chromadorea, Rhabditida, Rhabditidae. Gene Ontology annotation, biological process: signal transduction. The transcript has 2 exons.
GAACAAAAAUGGCGAAUACCUGCUUAAUCCUGCUUCUGCUAUUGGUUAUUUUUGUUACCGUCGGAUUUUCGAUGCCCCGAAUCUUCAGAGCAUCGGAAAAUGGGGUCAACAGCUCCGAUGAAGUCUCAGAAGAAUUGAGCUACUCACCGGAAGAAGCCAUGGACUUGGUGAAACAGGUCAUUAAAGUAAGGGAACAACGUCGUCACCGUCGUCAUCGCCAUCAUGGCCAGAAGCAUUGUGGAACAAAGAUUGUGAGAAAGCUUCAGAUGCUUUGCCCAAAAAUGUGCACAAUUUCUGAUGAUACUCUCCUCACUGAAAUGUGCUCACAUAGCCUCUUCGACGACGAAAUCCAGCUUCGUUGCUGUCCAAAGGAGGAUGAGUAGAACCUAUUGUUGUGGAAGAUGUGUAACUCAAAAUAGUCAUAAUAUACCAAUCUACCUCUAACUUAUUGAACACAAAUCUCAGAAAAUGUGCAGUAUUUCGUUAUAUAUUCCAUUGAAUAAAUGUUUAUUUUUUCGAAA